CUACCUUUCUGGCUUCAGGUAAGGCUAUCUGUAGAUGUCUUCUCCUAGCCCAGCUUCUCUCCAUUCUAUUUGAAGGAGGUGAGAGAGAAAAUUAAGACCUCAAACCUGAGGUCAGACCUGGAUUUGAGUCAUUAUUCUGCUGAUGAUUGUCUUCAUGAUCUUGGGACAGCAGACAUCAGAGACAGAGAGGAAAACUCAGGGGGCCAACCUGACUUGUCUUUGGGCAGGUGUUCUCUAGACCAGAAGUAGCUGUGAAGAGCAAAGGCAUGGGGCAGCCAUCUCUGACUUGGAUGCUGAUGGUGGUAGUGGCCUCUUGGUUCAUCACAGCUGCAGCCACUGACACCUCGGAAACAAGAUGGUGCUCCGAAUGUCACAGCAAUGCCACCUGCUUGGAGGAUGGGGCUGUCACGACGUGCACCUGCCAGGAGGGCUUCACUGGGGAUGGCCUGACCUGUGUGGACCUGGAUGAGUGCGCCAUUCCGGGGGCUCACAACUGCUCGACCAACAGCAGCUGCGUAAAUACGCCAGGCUCCUUCUCCUGCGUCUGCCCCGAAGGCUUCCGCCUGACGCCCAGGCUGGGCUGCACAGACGUGGAUGAGUGCACGGAACCUGGGCUUAGCCACUGCCACGCCCUGGCCACGUGUGUCAAUGGGAUGGGCAACUACUCCUGCGUGUGCCCUGCGGGCUACUGGGGGGAUGGGUGGCACUGUGAGUGUUCCCCAGGCUCCUGCGGGCCAGGGCUGGACUGCGUGCCCGAGGGCGACACGCUCGUGUGCGCGGAUCCGUGUCAGGCGCACCGCAUCCUGGACGAGUACUGGCGUAGCACCGAGUAUGGGGUGGGCUACGCCUGCGACACGGACCUGCGCGGCUGGUACCGCUUCGUGGGCCAGGGCGGCGUGCGCCUGGCUGAGACCUGCGUGCCCGUCCUGCGCUGCAGCACGGCCGCCCCCAUGUGGCUCAAUGGCACGCAUCCCUCCAGCGACGAAGGCAUCGUGAGCCGCACGGCCUGCGCUCACUGGAGCGACCAUUGCUGCCUGUGGGAUGCAUCAGUCCAGGUGAAGGCCUGCGCCGGCGGCUACUACGUCUACAACCUGACAGCGCCCCCCGAGUGUCACCUGGCGUACUGCACAGACCCCAGCUCCGUGGAGGGAACGUGUGAGGAGUGCGGUAUAGAUGAGGACUGCAAAUCGGAUAACGGCAGGUGGCACUGCCAGUGCAAACAGGACUUCAACAUCACUGAUAUCUCCCUCCUGGAGCACAGGCUGGAAUGUGGGGCCAAUGACAUGAAGGUGUCCCUGGGCAAGUGCCAGCUGAAGAGUCUGGGCUUCGAGGAGGUCUUCAUGUACCUGAGUGACAGCCGGUGCUCAGGCUUCAGUGACAGAGACAACCGGGACUGGAUGUCCGUAGUGACCCCAGCCCGGGAUGGCCCUUGUGGGACAGUGUUGACGAGGAAUGAAACCCAUGCCACUUACAGCAACACCCUCUACCUGGCAGAUGAGAUCAUCAUCCGUGACCGCAAUAUCAAAAUCAACUUUGCAUGCUCCUACCCCCUGGACAUGAAAGUCAGCCUGAAGAACUCCCUGCAGCCAAUGGUCAGUGCCCUGAACAUCAGAGUGGGCGGGACAGGCAUGUUCACUGUGCGGAUGGCCCUCUUCCAGAACCCUUCCUACAUGCAGCCCUACCAAGGCUCCUCCGUGACGCUGUCCACUGAGGAUUUUCUCUAUGUGGGCACCAUGUUGGAUGGGGGAGACCUGUCCCGAUUUGCACUGCUCAUGACCAACUGCUAUGCCACACCCAGUGGCAAUGCCACGGACCCCCUGAAGUAUUUCAUCAUCCAGGACAGAUGCCCACACACUAAAGACUCAACUAUCCAAGUGGUGGAGAACGGGGAGUCCUCCCAGGGCCGAUUUUCCGUCCAGAUGUUCCGGUUUGCUGGAAACUACAACCUAGUCUACCUGCACUGUGAAGUCUAUCUCUGUGACACCGUGAAUGAAAAGUGCAAGCCUACCUGCUCUGGGACCAGAUUCAGAAGUGGGAGUGUCAUAGAGCAAUCCCGUGUCCUGAACUUGGGUCCCAUCACACGGAAAGGUGUCCAGGCCACAGUCUCAAGGGCUGCUUUUAGCAGCUUGGGGCUCCUGAAAGUCUGGCUGUCUCUGCUUCUCUCCACCACCUUGACCCUGACAUUUCAGUGACUAACAGCAGAAAGCCCUAUGCUCCAUGGCUGCCAGCUCACAUCCUGCUGGGCAGAGGGCAUGAUGCAGGCCAGCGCUCCAGCCACAGAAAAGGGAGUUUAUGCUUUGGUCAGCUUGCCUUCUUUUCUCCCCCUUAAUCCUGGCUGUUAAGAAACAGCCUGUGUCUUUACAUGCUGCUUUCUCUCAAAAUGGAACUUGUGAUGGUAUACCCUGAGGCCCCUGUCUCCUAAGAGAAUGUGGCAAAAUAAUGAUUUUUAAUCUC
Molecule: messenger RNA, 2454 nt
Organism: Saimiri boliviensis boliviensis (Bolivian squirrel monkey)
Lineage: Eukaryota; Metazoa; Chordata; Mammalia; Primates; Cebidae
Source: RefSeq, a predicted model, not a curated record